AUGGUUGAUCUGGAGAGCGAAGUGCCCCCUCUGCCUCCCAGGUACAGGUUUCGGGAUUUGCUGCUCGGGGACCAAGGAUGGCAGAACGACGACAGGGUGCAAGUUGAAUUUUAUAUGAAUGAAAACACAUUUAAAGAGAGACUAAAGUUAUUUUUUAUCAAAAACCAGAGAUCAAGUCUAAGAAUACGUCUGUUCAAUUUUUCUCUCAAAUUAUUAAGCUGCUUAUUAUACAUAAUCAGAGUGCUACUAGAAAACCCUUCACAAGGAAAUGAAUGGUCUCAUAUCUUUUGGGUGAACAGAAGUCUACCUUUAUGGGGCUUACAGGUUUUAGUGGCAUUGAUAAGUCUCUUUGAAACAAUACUGCUUGGUUAUCUCAGUUAUAAGGGAAACAUCUGGGAACAGAUUUUACGAAUACCCUUCAUCUUGGAAAUAAUUAAUGCAGUUCCCUUCAUUAUCUCAAUAUUCUGGCCUUCCUUAAGAAAUCUAUUUGUCCCAGUUUUUCUAAACUGUUGGCUUGCCAAACAUGCCUUGGAAAAUAUGAUUAAUGAUCUACACAGAGCCAUUCAACGUACACAGUCUGCAAUGUUUAAUCAAGUUUUGAUUUUAAUAUCUACAUUACUAUGCCUUAUCUUCACCUGCAUCUGUGGAAUCCAACAUCUGGAACGGAUAGGAAAGAAGCUGAAUCUCUUUGACUCCCUUUAUUUCUGCAUCGUGACAUUUUCUACUGUGGGCUUUGGGGAUGUCACUCCAGAAACGUGGUCGUCCAAGCUUUUUGUGGUUGCCAUGAUCUGUGUUGCUCUUGUGGUUCUCCCUAUCCAGUUUGAACAGCUGGCCUAUUUGUGGAUGGAGAGACAAAAGUCAGGUGGAAACUAUAGUCGGCACAGAGCUCAAACUGAAAAGCAUGUUGUUCUAUGUGUCAGCUCACUGAAGAUUGAUUUACUCAUGGACUUUUUAAAUGAAUUCUACGCACAUCCAAGACUCCAGGAUUAUUAUGUGGUGAUUUUGUGUCCUACUGAAAUGGAUGUGCAGGUCCGAAGGAUCCUCCAGAUUCCAAUGUGGUCACAAAGAGUUAUCUACCUUCAAGGUUCGGCCCUUAAAGACCAGGAUCUGUUGAGAGCAAAGAUGGAUGAUGCUGAGGCCUGUUUUAUUCUGAGCAGCCGUUGUGAAGUGGACAGAACAUCAUCUGAUCACCAAACAAUUUUAAGAGCAUGGGCUGUAAAAGAUUUUGCUCCAAAUUGUCCUUUGUAUGUCCAGAUCUUAAAGCCUGAAAAUAAAUUUCAUAUCAAAUUUGCUGAUCAUGUUGUUUGUGAAGAAGAGUUUAAAUACGCCAUGUUAGCUUUAAACUGUAUAUGCCCAGCAACAUCUACACUUAUUACACUACUGGUUCAUACCUCUAGAGGGCAAGAAGGCCAGCAGUCGCCAGAACAGUGGCAGAAAGUGUACGGCAGAUGCUCUGGGAAUGAAGUGUACCACAUCGUUCUGGAAGAAAGCACAUUUUUUGCUGAAUAUGAAGGAAAGAGCUUCACAUAUGCUUCUUUCCAUGCGCACAAAAAGUUUGGUGUCUGCUUGAUUGGUAUUAGGAGAGAAGAUAAUAAAAACAUUUUGCUGAAUCCAGGUCCUCGAUAUAUUAUGAAUGCCACAGAUACAUGUUUUUAUAUUAAUAUUACCAAAGAAGAGAAUUCAGCAUUUAAAAACCACGACCAUCAGAAAAAAAGCAAUGUACCAAGGUCAUUUUAUCACGGACCGUCUAGAUUGCCUGUACAUAGCAUAAUUGCCAGCAUGGGUACUGUGGCCAUAGACUUGCAAGACACAAGCUGCAGAUCUGCAAGUGGCCCUACCCUGUCUCUUCCUACAGAGGGAAGUAAAGAAGUCAGAAGACCCAGCAUUGCUCCCGUUUUAGAGGUUGCAGACACGUCAUCAAUUCAAACAUGUGAGCUUCUAAGUGACCAAUCAGAAGAUGAAACUACACCAGAUGAAGAAAUGUCCUCGAACUUGGAAUACGCUAAAGGCUACCCACCUUACUCUCCAUACAUAGGAAGUUCACCCACUUUUUGUCACCUCCUUCAUGAAAAAGUACCAUUUUGCUGCUUAAGACUAGACAAGAGUUGCCAGCAUAACUACUAUGAGGACGCAAAAGCCUAUGGAUUCAAAAAUAAGCUAAUUAUAGUUGCAGCUGAAACAGCUGGAAAUGGAUUGUAUAAUUUUAUUGUUCCUCUCAGGGCUUAUUAUAGACCAAAGAAAGAACUUAACCCCGUAAUACUGCUAUUGGAUAACCCGCCAGACAUGCACUUUCUGGAUGCCAUCUGUUGGUUUCCAAUGGUUUACUACAUGGUGGGCUCUAUUGACAACCUAGAUGAUUUACUCAGGUGUGGAGUGACUUUUGCUGCCAACAUGGUGGUCGUGGACAAAGAAAGCACCAUGAGCGCCGAGGAAGACUAUAUGGCGGAUGCCAAAACCAUCGUCAAUGUGCAGACCCUGUUCAGGUUGUUUUCCAGUCUCAGUAUUAUCACAGAGCUCACCCACCCAGCCAACAUGAGAUUCAUGCAAUUCAGAGCCAAAGACUGUUACUCUCUUGCUCUUUCAAAGCUGGAAAAGAAAGAAAGAGAACGAGGUUCUAACUUGGCCUUCAUAUUCCGACUGCCUUUUGCUGCUGGGAGGGUGUUCAGUAUCAGCAUGUUGGACACACUUCUCUAUCAGUCAUUUGUGAAGGACUAUAUGAUUUCUAUUACCAGACUUCUGUUGGGAUUGGAUACUACACCAGGAUCGGGGUUUCUUUGCUCUAUGAAGAUCACGGAGGAUGACUUAUGGAUCAGGACUUAUGCCAGACUUUAUCAGAAGUUAUGUUCUUCUACUGGAGACGUUCCCAUUGGGAUCUAUAGGACAGAAUCUCAAAAGCUUACUACAUCUGAGUCUCAGAUAUCCAUCAGUGUAGAAGAGUGGGAAGACACCAAAGAUGCUAAAGAGCAAGGUCACCACCGAAGUAACCACCGCAACUCCACAUCGAGCGACCAGUCGGACCACCCGCUGCUGAGGCGGAAGAGCAUGCAAUGGGCCCGCAGGCUGAGCAGGAAAGGCCCCAAACAUUCCAGUAGAACCGCGGAGAAAAUGACCCAGCAGCGCCUGAACCUCUACAGGAGGUCAGAAAGACAAGAGCUUGCUGAACUUGUGAAAAAUAGAAUGAAACACUUGGGUCUUUCUACAGUAGGCUAUGAUGAAAUGAAUGAUCAUCAAAAUACCCUCUCCUACAUCCUGAUAAACCCAUCUCCAGACACCAGACUGGAGCUGAAUGAUGUUGUAUACUUAAUCCGACCGGAUCCACUGGCUUACCUACCCAACAGGAGGGCGGGGGGACAGGGGCACGUGCGCCAUCUG
This is a messenger RNA of Rangifer tarandus platyrhynchus (Svalbard reindeer), 3372 nucleotides long. The record is from the annotation of a GenBank genome assembly. NCBI's taxonomy places the organism in Eukaryota, Metazoa, Chordata, Mammalia, Artiodactyla, Cervidae.